This is a messenger RNA of Penicillium salamii, 2949 nucleotides long. The record is from the annotation of a GenBank genome assembly. Lineage: Eukaryota; Fungi; Ascomycota; Eurotiomycetes; Eurotiales; Aspergillaceae.
AUGGAAUUCUUCAAUACGCAAUGGAGUAUUGCUCUCUUGGUAGUAUUCUUCAUUUUAUUGGCUUUCAUGCACAGAUAUGAUAUCAUCAAUACAAUUAUAUCAAACGUGAUUUACCCAGUCACAAAUCAUCGAGGACAAACGAUCCAGGGUCCCAAGUGGCAGUCAAUCAAUGGCCAAUGCACCGAGAAAUUUCUCAACGGACGAAAAGUCAGCCGAGCGUGCAGUCAAUAUGGGUCGGUCUAUCGAAUUUGGUCAGGCUGUACUCCUGAAAUUGUUCUGACUACACCCGAAGACCUGAAACAGUUCCAAUCCGACUCUGCGUUGCACAAAAAAGCACCUUCUAGCAAUGGAGGGUGGUUUUUCCAUCAAAUAUUGGGAGACUGUAUGGGCUUGAUAAACGGGGAUCGUUGGCAAAACAUCCGAGCUCAAUUCCAUCCUCACUUCUCGCAUGGCUCGGUCGCCAAAUCUUGGGGAUUUCUUCAGGAUUUCACCGGCGAUUAUUUUGACAAGCUGGCAGCCGAGACCAAACAAUCCGAGCUGCGACCCGUUACUUCUUUCUCUACUUUCCCGUUCUUUGCUACUGCGGAGUAUCUUUAUGGACCUCUGACGAAAACAGAAAGGGGGGAGCUUUGGCUUCUGGGGCAGCGGAGCCUGGCCCUCAUGGGCUGCGUCUUGGCAGGCGGAGUAUAUCGAUCCCGACUGUGUCGCUGGUUGAAGCCAGCACACUACCGACAACUCACAUCUUUCGAAAAGGAUUGGAUCCAUUUCAACCGAGCAAUCGUUGAAACGAGAAAAGGUUGGAGUGGUCCCCUGCCCCCAGUCAUGGAGGCAUGGAAGGCCGUGGAUGAGGGUACAAUCACAAAGAAAGAGAUGGUUCAAACUUUGAGCGAAGUGCUAUUUGCAAAUCUUGACGUAUCAACAAAUGUCUUGAGCUGGCUGAUCACGUUCCUUGCCGAAGAUACAGCUAUACAGCAACAGCUAAGACAAGAGAUAACAUCGAACGCCGAAUCCUCUGAAGAGCUUUGUAAAAGAAACGAUUCUCUACUUCAUCUGUGUUUCCUGGAAUCUCUUCGACUUCGGCCAUUUACCGUCUUCACAAUCCCGGAAUAUUCACCCCAAACAAAAGUACUUGGAGACUUCACAAUCCCAGCAAAUACAAGCGUUGUGGUCGACACCCUGGCAAUCAAUCACAAUCCCCAUUUCUGGGGAGACGACAGUCACCAGUUCAGGCCUUGGAGGCUGAAAGGUAUAUCUACUACUAAUCUUCGAUACAACCUGUUCACUUUCGGGUUUGGUACAAGAAAGUGCCUCGGGAAGCACUUUGCGGAAGCAAUGAUGAAGAAAUUUGUCUGCGAGUUACUUUCUCGGUAUGAGAUUCGAGUUCCAAAGAAGGGUAACCAUGACUUGGGUUCACAAAAGAUACAAGCGACAUGGGUGCCUCUCUCUAACAUAGGAAUAGCUUUAAUUCCGGUCAAAAAUGGUCCAGAUCCCAGUCUUCUGCAAUUCGACUCCUACGUUGGCGAGUCCUGGGUAGCCGCAAAGAGUGGCAAGCGCUUUGAAGUCCUCGACCCCGGCACCGACAAGCCAUGGGCCAGCUGUCCUGCUAACUCUGCUGAAGACGUUUCCGCAGCCGUUGAGACUGCCCACGCCGCAUUCGAGAAAUACCGCAAGAUCAAUCCUCGCCAGAGAGCCAAAUGGCUCCUCAAAUGGCACGAUCUGACUCUCGCCGCGCGCGAGGACUUGGCUCAGAUCGUGACCCACGAGACGGGAAAACCGUUGGCUGAAGCAUAUGGCGAGAUUGACUACUCACUGGGAUUCUUGUGGUUCUUCUCUGGGGAAUGCGAGCGAAUCCAAGGCACCGUCUCGCAGGCUGCGGCUCCCAACCGCCGCUUGUUCACAGUUAAAGCGCCCAUCGGAGUGGCGGCAGCGUUGACUCCCUGGAACUUCCCUGUUGCUAUGGUACUACGAAAGGCGGGCGCCGCUCUGGCUGCUGGAUGUACUAUGGUCGUGAAGCCUAGUCCCGAGACACCAAUCUCCUCACUUGCUCUGGCGGUGCUGGCUUCCCGAGCCGGAUUCCCCCCAGGCUGUAUUAACAUCUUGACCACUGAUCUUGACAACACCCCAAUCCUGAGUGAGACCCUGAUCAAGCACCCACUCAUUAAAAAAGUGUCCUUCACCGGCUCCACACGGGUCGGAAAAUUGGUAGCGUCACACUGCGCCCAGGGAUUGAAGAAGGUGACCCUCGAGCUGGGCGGCAAUUGUCCAUUCAUCGUUUUCGAUGAUGCCAAUCUCGACCAAGCACUCGAGCAACUGAUGGCUCUCAAAUGGCGACACGCCGGUCAGGCCUGUAUCACCGCCAACCGAAUCUAUGUGCAAGCAGGAAUCUUCGACCGCUUUGCAGCGCUGCUGAAGGAGCGCACUGCUGCGCUCGUUGUCGGCCACGGCACAGCCCCUGACACGACCAUGGGACCCCUCACGACUCCCCGAAGCAUCGAAAAAGCCACGGCUCAAGUUGAGGAUGCUCGUCGUCUCGGUGCCGACGUCCUCUUGGGUGGUAACGCUCUCGCCUCCAAACCGGGCUAUUUCUUCGAGCCGACUAUUCUCUCUGGCAUGACGGAAGAGAUGCUAAUCUCGAAGGAAGAAUCCUUCGCCCCUAUUGCGGCGCUGUACCGAUUCGAGACAGAGGAUGAAGCAGUCAAAUUGGCCAAUGACACCAGCAUGGGUUUGGCUAGUUAUGCGUUCACCAAGAACAUCGAUCGCAUGUGGCGUCUGUUGGAGACCUUGGAGGCAGGCAUGAUUGGAAUGAACACAGGCAACCAAUCUGCUGCUGAGUCGCCAUUCGGUGGCAUUAAGGAGUCUGGAUAUGGAAAGGAGAGUGGAAAGGAUGUGGCUGUCAAUGAGUAUUUGAUCACCAAGACGGGAACUCUGACGCUCGAGGGACACUAUUGA